This is a messenger RNA of Salvelinus fontinalis (brook trout), 2570 nucleotides long. RefSeq lists its product as uncharacterized. NCBI's taxonomy places the organism in Eukaryota, Metazoa, Chordata, Actinopteri, Salmoniformes, Salmonidae. Bases 231 to 1052 code for a protein of 273 amino acids. The record is from RefSeq and is a predicted model, not a curated record. The transcript is spliced from 6 exons.
GCGCUGGCUUGUAAAGCAGGCGCACCCGUAGCAUUACAUAAACAGUGAGAUGCGCAGUUACUUAACACGAUUUUUCCCCCAUUCAUAUUGAGGAUACAAUUGAGUCCCUUCUUUUUCACAACAAAACCAUUGUAGCUAGGUUUGUGCAACUCCGAUGCUUGGUCGUUUUCGAUGUAUUUCAUUUGAACGUUGUCUAGGGCCUUACAGGAAGGAACAUAACGAGACGAAAUAUGGAGAAAAGCAGCGCGACAACUUCUACAAAAAGAAAAGCUUCCUCAUCUGAGACAAGUCUUCCAGACUGCAAAAAGCUGAAAUCGAAGGAUAGUGGCAAGACUUGCGCAAAUAAAGCUCUGAACAAGGAAAAGACUAAAAUAGAGAAGGACUCAAGCAAGAAAAAACACAAAUUCUUGGGUAGGUCAGAAGUUUCUCUAAGUUCUAAAGAUGCAAGCCAGAAGAUGAUUCGGGAUGGAUGCCUAGAGGUUUCAAAGAAUGACAAAGGACAACUUGUUUUUAAAGACUUCCCACAGUUCCAACCUAACAUGUCACCAAAAGACGUACUUCAGGCUGGCAGCUUUGGUGGUACCUACUUCAGACCAAUAUGCUCAAGUGUCACAAAACAAAAUUACAAAGAUGAAUGGAAGGAGCUCCCUGAGGAUUGGCUGAAAGGUUUGAACAUUCCCACACAGGUGGCCUCAUCAACAUACACAGACAGUGUAAACACAUACAAAGUGAAGUGUGGAGGCAGUCUAGAAAUGUGGGAAAGCAGUGGAUGGAUUGUAACCCAGGAUCCCUAUGGGUGGUUUCAGUGGUACUGCAGGUUUUACCAUGGUCGGCGUACUAAGGAUGAUGAGCGUCAGAUCGGGCGAUGGGCAAAGUGUGCUGGGGUAAAAGGCCGGUGGAGAAAUAAUCUUAUCACCAAAGUUGUCCGGUCAGGCUGUGGCUUUGACAACCCAACAAUCUCUCCUGUGGUCAGACAGACAUUACAGCACUGGGGGUACCGACUGACCAAGGAGGACUACAAGGAGGGUGCCAAGAGGGUUAAGCCAAAAUAACCAUGCACCCUGCUUGUAUUCAUUAUACGUGUACAGUAGGGAGGCUGGUAGGUAGACGGGCUCAUUGUAAUGGCUGUAAUGGCUGGAAGGAAUUUAAAUGGAACGUUAAAAAACAGAUCAAACAUAUGGAAACAACAUUUGAUUCCAUUUAAUUUAUUUAAUUCCAGCCAUAUCAAUGAUCCCAUCCUCCUAUAGCUCCUCUCAACAGCCUCCACUGGGGUACAGAAAUAAGUGCAUGAGUUUGACUGUUUUAUUUGCAAACAUGUGUUUGUGGUAUUUUUGAUACUGUAAAUGCAAUGUUUAACUUUAAUGUGACUUUUUUUUAAAUAUAGAGAUAUCGAACUCCCUUUCUUGGAGCUUCUGUCUUGUUAUUCUCAUGCGUCUUUCACCUCUUAUGAGGUGGGUAUUGUGCGCUGCAAAAAGAAUGAGCGACAGAGCUCACCAGCUUGUAGUCCUAAAACCCGGAAAUUAGUUACAUCUGGUUUGUUCAGCCAUCUCUAAGGGAAGAAAGUAUAGGGUUUUGGAAUAAAACCUAAAAAUAAGGUCUGAGGAUAACUGACUUGGGUGAUGUUAUAUGUUUUGUUCUGUGAUAUAAUAGCAGUUAUGUAAAAAGGGCUUUAUAAGUACAUUUGAGUUAACAUACAAAUCCUUUAUGAAUUAUGCAGAGAUUUUAGCAUGAAAAUCUUGGUGGGGCAAACAAUAAAAAAAAUAUAAAUAAAUGUUUUAAUGCAUGCCAGCAAAGCCACUACACAACAUUAAACAAUAGAUUCAUUGCACUAUAAUGGUGACAAACAGUGCCCACAAACUGGUAGGGCCUACUUUAAGCUGUCUCAACAACAGUCCCAACACCUUAUCACUGCUACACCUGGGCCCUGAUUCAGAAAGCAGGUUUAACAUACUGAGUUUAAACCUGAACUCUGGGUUGACUAAUUCUGAGCUUUCAAACUCUGUGUUUUUGGUUUAAUUACAGGUGAUAACAAUUAGUUAAAUCAACUCUGAGUUAAGUUAACCCAGAGUAAAGCAUGUGCAUGAGGAGAUUAAAAGCCCUCAUCAAUGGAAAGCAGAUAACAUGAUUCAUCAUGACAACAGGAGAAAAAAGGGCUUGAACCUCCUACUUCUCCCCAGUGGAGUUAGAAAUAUUAAUGAAUGAGUAUGCAGAAUAUGAGUAUACACUACCGUUAAAAGUUUGGGAUCACUUAGAAAUGUCCUUGUUUUUGAAAGAUAAGCUAAUUUUUUUGUCCAUUAAAAUAACAUAAAAUUGAUCAGAAAUAGUGUAUACAUUGUAAAUGACUAUUGUAGCUGGAAACGUCUGAUUUUUAAUGGAAUAUCUACAUAGGCGUACAGAGGCCCAUUAUCAGCAACCAUCACUCCUGUGUUCCAAUGGCAUGUUGUGUUAGCUAAUCCAAGUUUAUCAUUUUAAAGGCUAAUUGAUCAUUAGAAAACCCUUUUGCAAUUACGUUAGCACAGCUGAAAAAUGUUGUCCUGAUUAAAGAAGCAAUAAAACUGGCCUUUAAACUA